UGGGAAGCGUGUAAGGUAUUUUCAAGGUCUCUCAAAUUUAUCAUGGCUAAUUAAACCGGCUGCCAUGGUGAUGAUAUUCAUUACUAGUCAAGCUUUGUCACUCGGCAACAAUGACUACUGUAGUGAUGGUCUUAGCCUCAAUUAUACCCUUCCUAUGUUCAAUCAAUGUAAGAUGAUACAUCGCAAUGAUGGUUCCUUAGUACAGACAAUCCCUAAGCUAAUCCCUUCAUCUGAUCUUGAUGAUACUAGGUGCAAGAAGAAUUCUAAACACAUGAUCCCUCAAGGGAAACGGGUUUGUCGCCCUCCAGAUUGCACGAACGAAUCAUGUUUGAAUGGUUGGUGUGAAGAAACGAUGACUGGAUAUCACUGCCACAUCAUGGAGAGCAAUAACACUAAAAACAAAACAUCACCUACAACACCGCAACACACAACCACUACAACCCCGCAACACACAACCGCUACAACCAGGCAACACACAACCAGUGCAACAACGGAAGGAGCAACCUCUGAGCCAGUUGCGAGAUGUCCAGAUGGGUGGCUGGAUGGCGACAUCAGCAACAAAUGCUACUUCCUUGAACCUGAUGCAUUCUGGUGGUUCACAUGGUAUGAAGCUAAGAAUGCAUGUGCAGACAUCAAUGUCACAGACCCAUAUGGUUAUAACAUUACUGCACAGAUUCUUGUUUUAGAGAGCGUGGACGAGAUGCUAGAAUUGAAGCAGAAAGUUAUAGAUGCAUACCAGCUAUGGUAUGAUAAUUGGUGGUACAGAAUGGGUUUAUGGCUCAACUGCAUUGGUAUCUGGGAUGUCGAAGACAAAGAGAUGUUCUACUGCGAAACGAACGAUGAAAUGAUCCCAAUGCAAUACUUAGACUGGGGACCGGGUGAGCCUUCUCAUGAAAACGUCACUGGUGACAUCCUACAGGAUUGUGUAUCCACCUGGAACUACUAUUGGCCGUAUGUAUGGACAUUACAGGAUAGAUCAUGUGAACAUCACAGAGCCGCCACUAUUUGUCAGAUCCCAAGAUUCGAGGACAAUGCCACAGAGGCAAUCCAGUCAUCAGUAACUACUGAACCUACCAAAAGUUCUCCGUCCACCAACAUUACUCCUGGAAUCUCAGAGCCACAAGCAAGAUGUCCAGUUAACUGGUAUGAAGGAGAAAACGAGUGUUAUUAUAUAUCUUCAGCAUGGUCUUACCAUUGGGACAUCAGGGAUGUAAGCUUCCAUUUCUUCUGGUUCACUUGGUAUAAUGCAAGGGAUCUCUGUGCAGGCAUGGAUGUGAUUGAUCAUAAUGGUCGUGUAACCAAUCCACAACUUCUUGUUUUGGAAAGCGAUGAGGAGAUGUUGGAAUUGAGGCAGAUUUUACUGGAUUCAUAUGAGAUUUGGUUUGGUACAUCGGGCUGGGUCUGGCUUAACUGUAACGACAUGGAAGAAGAAGGCAUAUUCUACUGUGUUAAAAACGGCGAAAAUAUUACCUUGCCUUAUACAAAUUGGGCUGAGAACAAGCCCGAUGACAACGUCACUGAUAGCGUCCCAGAGAACUGCAUCGGAACUUUUGGCUACUGGCCUUUUGAAUGGACUUUAGACGACGUCAAUUGUAAUGAUAUCAACUUCGACGGGAUUAUGAUAUGUGAAAUCAAUAAAUUCUAGUAUUGGGAUCAAUUUCAACAGAGAGUUAGGUCAUCAAGGCACUUUCGUCCCAAUUUUUUUUGGUGGGGGGGGGAGGCGAGUUAGACCUAAAAACGAGACAUUGUAUACCUUUUGUAAUCAUGAACAGGAUGCGUAUCUAACUAAAUAAUUCAGGUGAAUGAAAAGCCCUGAGGAUAAAUGAUAUGUGCCUACUGACCAGAAAAGGGGACUUUCCCCCAAUUGUUUGGGAAAAUUCAAGAAUAGUAUUCAAAGGAUGAACUGCAAAGUUUGGCCUCUAUUUGAAUUCCCAAAAGACCGAGUAUAUGACAUUUAAUGA
Lytechinus variegatus (green sea urchin) is the source of this 1961-nucleotide messenger RNA. RefSeq lists its product as uncharacterized. NCBI's taxonomy places the organism in Eukaryota, Metazoa, Echinodermata, Echinoidea, Temnopleuroida, Toxopneustidae. The record is from RefSeq and is a predicted model, not a curated record. The transcript has 7 exons. The coding region runs from base 65 to 1645 and encodes 526 amino acids.